AUGGACUUUGCAUCAGAACAUCCAAAUGAAUUGGCACUUAUCAAACGAGAAUCAAAAACAUACGAAGCAAUCCAACAAGGUGUAAUUAUUGGAUUACUUAUUAUCAAUGGAUAUUCAAUUGAGAUUAAUCCACCGAGUCGUUUUGCUACAAAAUCACUUCAACUAUUCACCAUCAACGAAAUUUAUCUACAUUCAGUUGCAAUGAAUUUUGGAGUAACAAUCAAUGUUUCAUGUGAACUUGGGUAUGAAGAAGAAAUGAGAGGGAAAGGAGAAAUGGAUGAAAAUACAAGGAAGAGAGUUGUCAAAAGCACUAAAAGAAGAAGGGAUAUAAAUAAAUCAGCAAUAACAUUCAACACAAUGGUUAAGAUGGUAGAAGACAUUGGAUAUAAUAUCACAAAGAGGUCAAUCAAAAGUGCAAAGAAAACAGUCCAAAUGAUUAAAAUCAAAGAAAUUGGAAUUGGAGAAGAAUGGAAAAUGAAAGAAGAAACAAUCCAAGAAAUAGGAAGUUUAAUCAACCAAUAUAUUAAAAAUAUCAUUAUAAGAACAGGCAAAGCAAUUAUAUUAUCAACUAAUGAUCCAUACAUUAAUUCAUUGUUUAUCAUUAAUAAUGAAGAAAAAAAUAAAUGGAUGGAUAUAACAGAAAGUACUUCACAUGAAAUGUCUUAUUUGUAA
Molecule: messenger RNA, 672 nt
Organism: Entamoeba histolytica HM-1:IMSS
Lineage: Eukaryota; Evosea; Mastigamoebida; Endamoebidae
Exons: 1
Coding region: 1-672 (223 amino acids)
Source: RefSeq, a predicted model, not a curated record